Molecule: messenger RNA, 1522 nt
Organism: Beta vulgaris subsp. vulgaris (sugar beet)
Lineage: Eukaryota; Viridiplantae; Streptophyta; Magnoliopsida; Caryophyllales; Amaranthaceae
Product: MLO-like protein 1
Exons: 14
Coding region: 1-1437 (478 amino acids)
Biological process (GO): defense response
Cellular component (GO): membrane
Source: RefSeq, a predicted model, not a curated record
AUGGCAGCUGGGGAAGGUAGGGGAAGGGGAGGGCCAAAUUUAGAGUUUACACCAACAUGGGUGGCGGCCAUCGUAUGUACAAUUAUAAUCUCACUGUCUUUGGGUGUAGAAAAGAUCCUUCAUCUCCUUAGCAAGAGGUUAAAGAGGAGGAACAAGAGGUUUUUGUACAAGGCCUUGCAGAAAGUAAAACAAGAGCUGCUGCUGUUGGGAUUCAUCUCUCUGGUGCUGGCUAGGUUGCAAGACGAGAUUGUAAACAUCUGCAUUCCCAAGAACUGGGCUGUAAAGGGUCUUCCAUGUAAGAUAAACAACAAUGUUUCACAUGCAAAUAGUAUUGUUGCUCAUUUCAGUGUUAAUACUAGGCGGCAUCUUUUGGCCGAAGAAACCAACCAUAAAUCUCAUUGUGAGAAGGGAAAAGUUCCUCUUCUAUCUUAUCAAGCACUUCAUGAUCUACAUAUAUUGAUCUUUGUAUUAGCAGUAGUCCAUGUACUUGUAUGUGCUUUGACAGUCUUAUUUGGAGCAGCAAAGAUUAGGCAGUGGAGACGAUGGGAAGAAUCCAGUUUGCAAAAGAUCUAUGAUCUGGAUGAUGAUGGCAAAGUUAUUAAUGUAAAACAUGACGAUUUCAUCAAGAACCGGUUCAUGGGCAUUCAUGCUAACAAGCGAAUCUGGUUGCAUUCUUUCACCAAGCAUCUCUACAGCUCAGUGUCAGAAUCGGAUUAUGCUGCAAUGCGCAUGGGUUUUGUUUUGGCUCACUGCAGGAACAAUCCUACCUUCAAUUUUUAUGAGUACAUGAUGCAUGCUUUUGAAGCUGAUUUUGCCAAAAUAGUUUCAAUAAGCAAGUACGCUUGGGUGAUUGUAAUUAUCUCUAUGUUGCUCAACUUAGCCGGCUGGCAUACGUAUUUUUGGAUAGCAUUCCUUCCAUUCAUUCUUUUGCUCAUGGUGGGUACAAAACUGGAGCAAGUAAUUACAUUGUUAGCCACUGAAGUUGUCCGGAGGAAAUUUUGUGGUGUAGAAGACAUGAAAAUCAAACCAUCCGAUCACUACUUUUGGUUUAGCAAGCCAAAAAUUAUUCACUUAUUGAUCCACUUUAUACUCUCCUGCAAUUCUUUUGCAAUAGCAUUUUUCUUCUGGAGUUAUUCCAGAUAUGGCUUCCAUGCUUGUAGCAUGGACAGUGCUGGAUUUACUAUUCCUAGACUCAUAAUUGUUGUGUUCGUGCAGGUUCUUGGCAGUUACAGCACCCUACCACUCUACGCAAUCGUAACUCAAAUGGGUAGCUCCUACCACAAGCAGGCGAUGGAAAAUUCUGGUUCUAGCUUCAUCCAUGGUUGUUGUGUCCGGACAACAGGAACAUCUGAAUCAGCUGUUGUACCAGAAGAAACGAUCCAACCGAUGGUAGAAAAUAAUGAUGGUAUUCACAACGGACCAGUAACUAGUCCAUAACUUUCUCAUUGAUCCAUAGCACUCCUAUCAUCCGAGAAUGGAGUUUACCUGUAUUGUUCUAUGUCUGAAGUAAAAUUAUUGUUAG